This is a messenger RNA of Penicillium coprophilum, 1689 nucleotides long. Its product is annotated as MDR family MFS transporter. Gene Ontology annotation, biological process: transmembrane transport. The transcript has 3 exons. The coding region runs from base 1 to 1689 and encodes 562 amino acids. NCBI's taxonomy places the organism in Eukaryota, Fungi, Ascomycota, Eurotiomycetes, Eurotiales, Aspergillaceae. Gene Ontology annotation, molecular function: transmembrane transporter activity. The record is from RefSeq and is a predicted model, not a curated record.
AUGGAGUUCACAGCCAAAUCCAGUCACAUCGAUCUUUCUGAGCAGGAAGAGAAGACUUUGACUUCCCAUGUUUCCCCCGAGCAAGAAAAGGGACUCCAACCUGUAGCGGCUGAGCUCAACACCGAGCAUCUAUCAGUUGAGCCCACUACAAGUGAGGGAACCGGGCAUCAAACGGGUCCCAAACUGGCUUUGAUCACACUAGCGUUAUGCCUGGGUGUGUUUCUAGUGGCACUUGAUAACAGCAUCAUUGCCACGGCGAUUCCAAAAAUCACGAGCCAGUUCCAAAGCCUUGAUGAUGUCGGAUGGUACGGAAGUGCAUACCUUCUCACCACAGCUUCACUUCAGCUGCUCUUCGGAAAGUUCUACACUUUCUUCAAUGUUAAAUGGACAUAUCUUGCUGCCAUUGGCGUAUUCGAGCUGGGUAGUCUGAUCUGCGGUGUGGCUAACAGCAGUCUGACGCUUAUCAUGGGCCGUGCUGUCGCUGGAAUUGGAUCUGCGGGCAUUUUCUCGGGCUCCCUCAUCAUGAUCGCUCACUCGGUGGCCUUAGAGAAGCGCCCAUUGUACAAUGGCCUUAUCGGUGGGAUGUUCGGUAUCUCGUCUGUGGCUGGGCCUCUUCUCGGUGGGGUUUUCACAGACAAGGCGACAUGGCGGUGGUGCUUUUACAUUAACCUCCCAAUCGGAGCUGUCACUGUUCUGGUGAUUGCAAUCUUUUCCCCUGCCCCCAAUCGCCAUGUCAAGGAAUCGACAUGGAUCGAGCGCAUUAAGAAGUUUGACCCCGUGGGUACAUCUCUUUUCCUACCUGCCAUCAUCUGCUUGUUGCUAGCUCUACAAUGGGGUGGCACCAUCUAUGCCUGGAACAGCUGGCGCAUCAUUGUGCUAUUUUGCCUCUUCGCCGUCCUCAUUUUGCUCUUUCUAUUCGUCCAGUACAGAGAGCAAGAUAAUGCUACAGUGCCACCGCGUAUCUUCUUCCGCCGCACUAUUUGCUUCGCUGCCCUUUACAGCUUUUGCAUAGGUUCUGCCUUCCUCUCCUCUGUCUACUUCUUACCCAUCUGGUUCCAAGCCGUGAAAAAUGCCAGUCCCGUCAGCUCAGGGAUUAUGAACCUGCCUAUGCUGAUUUCCGUUGUUCUUACUUCCAUCAUAUCGGGAAUCAUCAUCACCCUCGUCGGUUACUACACACCCUUUAUGAUUUUCGGUACAGUCCUUCUCGCCAUUGGCUACGGUCUGAUGAGCAUGUUCCAUCCGGAUACAUCCAAAGCUGUUUGGAUUGGUUAUCAGAUUCUCGCCGGUGUCGGUGUCGGUGCUGGUAUGCAGCAAUCUAUGAUCGCUGUCCAGGUUGUCCUUGAUCUUGCUGAUGUACCCACCGGCACAGCCAUCAUCGUCUUCGCUCAGACGCUUGGCGGUGCCCUUUUUGUUUCCAUUGGAAACAAUGUUUUCAGAAACAAGCUUGUUGAGUAUCUCGCUAGAUACAUGCCCCACCUGGAUCCAGGUGUGAUUCUCCAGACGGGCGCCACUAGCCUCCACAGUGUUGUGGACAAGGCUGACCUGCCCGGAGUCCUUCAUGCUUACAAUGACGCACUCACCCAGACCUUCAUUGUCGGUGCGGCUGUGGCAUCUAUCAGUAUGAUCGGCGCUUUGGGUGUAGAGUGGAAGAGUGUCAAGGGGAAGGAUCUUGGCCCUGGAGGAGCAUGA